This is a messenger RNA of Mastomys coucha (southern multimammate mouse), 666 nucleotides long. It is a transcript of the gene Chchd10, whose product is annotated as coiled-coil-helix-coiled-coil-helix domain containing 10. Bases 114 to 530 code for a protein of 138 amino acids. Gene Ontology annotation, cellular component: mitochondrion; nucleus. The transcript is spliced from 4 exons. The record is from RefSeq and is a predicted model, not a curated record. Gene Ontology annotation, biological process: mitochondrion organization. NCBI's taxonomy places the organism in Eukaryota, Metazoa, Chordata, Mammalia, Rodentia, Muridae.
CGAUCCGCCCAUUUCACCUGACUCUCGGGUCGCUGCCGCGUUAGUUCCCCGGCACCGAGCGACUGUCACGGUCCACGUUUCUUCCUCAGCUCCAACUUGAUCCCACCGCUGUCAUGCCUCGGGGAAGCCGCAGUGCGGCUGCCAGGCCGGCCAGCCGCCCAGCCCCCCCUCCUGCGCACCCACCACCCUCAGCGGCCGCCCCCGCCCCGGCCGCUUCGGGCCAGCCGGGUCUUAUGGCUCAGAUGGCAUCCACCGCCGCAGGCGUAGCCGUGGGCUCAGCUGUAGGGCAUGUCAUGGGUAGCGCCCUGACCGGUGCCUUCAGUGGGGGAAGCUCAGAGCCUGCCCAGCCCGCUGUCCAGCAGGCCCCUGCCCGUUCUGCCUCUCACCCGCUGCAGAUGGGGCCCUGCUCCUAUGAGAUCAAACAGUUCCUGGACUGCUCCACCACUCAGAGCGACCUCACCCUGUGUGAGGGCUUCAGCGAGGCCCUCAAACAGUGCAAGUACAAUCACGGUCUGAGCUCCCUGCCCUGAAGAGGCUGUGGGCUUGCUCAUUGCCUGACCCCUCGCCGACAGCCUGAUGGAAAGGAGAUGGUCCUUGUGACCCGGAGGAAGGACAAUUCUCACCCCACAGACUCAUAAAUGUUCAAUUAAAGAGUUUACUUUAGAC